Messenger RNA from Phoenix dactylifera (date palm), 989 nucleotides. The record is from RefSeq and is a predicted model, not a curated record. NCBI's taxonomy places the organism in Eukaryota, Viridiplantae, Streptophyta, Magnoliopsida, Arecales, Arecaceae.
AUGGGGACCUUUUCCACGCGCAUUGAUGGAGAGGAUCAACGGGAUGGAUUUUUUUUUUUCUUUUCCAAUGGAAAUCAAGUGACUAGGCAUUAUUUUCGUAGAAAGCAUUUCUUGAACUGGAUUGGGUGGUGUGAAAUCUUUGUUGAAAUAUGGAACUGUAUCAGAGGCAGCAUUCUAUUAUUCGAGCGUGUGACUGGUUUUAACAACGUGGCUGAUAUUUGUUGUGAUGAAUCUAGGGAUCGAUUGAUCAAGAAGGGAAGAAUAACAGGGAAAAAAUGGACUCAGAGCUUUCUAUAUUUAUUGAAAAAUUAUAGAGGGUUUGUCAAAUUAGCAAACCAGGGUUGCAAUCUAUCAGUACAAAGGAACAACAAUCAAUUGCACUUUCUUGAGAUGCUUAAGCUAGAAUUUCCAGGUCUGACUUGGGGAAAUGACAUUGAAGGUGGUUUUGUUGAAUCGUGUGGUAAGUUUCAGAGGGUUAUAGAAGCUAGCAGGGCAAAGGAAUACAGAAGAGGCUGCAUCACCAUCAUGAUUGAUGACCUCUCCCUUUUUAGCUGCCCAUGGUUCUGUAGACUGUAUGUUGACUUUCUAUACUACUGUAUUGUCCUCACCUCCGAACUGGAUUGCUUUCUAAUGAUUCUGAACCAUGAAGAUAUCUAUUCAAGUGAGGAGGCCCCAAGGCUCCUUUCAUAACUGGAGUACCUUGCAGAUAUUGUGCUAAAGACAGAACCCUUGAGUACUGGUUUAGUUGCUGAUGUGCAUGGACAAGUACGUUUAUGAUUACUCAAUAACAUAGGUUUAUAUUCUCUUCAAUUUGUGGCAUCAUUGGAAGUCAGGUUGUUGAAAAAAUUUCUACUGUUUUUUCACCAUGUGAUAACUUUAUUUUGUCUAUGUUAGGAGUCUUUUUAAAAUUCUUAUCAUUCUUUGGACCAGAAUUGUAAAAACCAUCUGAACUCCAAAUGAUCAAACGAGGACAUCCAUAUUGUCAUUCA